AUGUUUGAAAGCCAGGGCUUCCAGCACUACAUCCCAAAUACCUCGAGAGCUGUGGCUCUCAGCACCACUGUUGCUAAAUGGGCAGGAUUCUCAACGUCAGUGGCACUGAGGCAGACGUUGUGGCGGAGAAGGGCAGUGGCUGUAGCUGCCCUUUCCGUUUCCAGGGUUCUGACCAGGUCCUUGAGGACUUCCACAUGGAGAUUGGCACAGGACCAGACUCAAGACACACAACUCAUAACAGUUGAUGAAAAAUUGGAUAUCACUACUUUAACUGGUGUUCCAGAAGAGCAUAUAAAAACUAGAAAAGUCAGGAUCUUUGUUCCUGCUCGCAAUACCAUGCAGUCUGGAGUAAACAACACAAAGAAAUGGAAGAUGGAGUUUGAUACCAGGGAGCGAUGGGAAAAUCCUUUGAUGGGUUGGGCAUCAACGGCUGAUCCCUUAUCCAACAUGGUUCCAAGCUUCCGUACUAAAGAAGAUGCAGUUUCCUUUGCAGAAAAAAAUGGAUGGAGCUAUGACGUUGAAGAGAGGAAGGUUCCAAAACCCAAGUCCAGGUCUUAUGGUGCAAACUUUUCUUGGAAGAAAAGAACAAGAGUAUCCACAAAAUAGGUUGUCACUGACUAUAUCUGUGCUUGACUGUGAAUAAAGUCAGCUGUGCAGUAUUUAUAGUCCAUGUAUAAUACAUCUCUUAAUCUCCUAAUAAAUUUGACCUUUAAACUCCAAAAAAAAAAAAAAAAAAAGAAA
Messenger RNA from Pongo pygmaeus (Bornean orangutan), 741 nucleotides. RefSeq names its product NADH dehydrogenase [ubiquinone] iron-sulfur protein 4, mitochondrial-like. The transcript has 2 exons. The record is from RefSeq and is a predicted model, not a curated record. Bases 1 to 606 code for a protein of 201 amino acids. Gene Ontology annotation, cellular component: respiratory chain complex I. Lineage: Eukaryota; Metazoa; Chordata; Mammalia; Primates; Hominidae. Gene Ontology annotation, biological process: electron transport chain.